CACCCACUCUCCUCCUCCCUCGUCCCUUCUCCAGUUCUCCCCUCUCCCAUAAGUCAACUCUCCUCGCCUCCUCCGCGGCUAGACCGCAGCUAAUGCUCCGCCCAUUAUAACCACCCAACCCUCCCCCCAUCCGCAGCCCUCCGCUCCGCUCCGCUCCGCUCCCCUUCCCCCGUCUCCCGUCCCGGUCCCGCCAUGGGGAACUCCCUCGCCUGCUUCUGCUGCGCGGGCGGCGCCGCCGGCCGCCGCCGCCACGUGGCGCCCGCCGCGCUCCCCUCCGACCCCGCCUACGACGAGGGCCUCGGCCACUCCUUCUGCUACGUCCGGCCGGACAAGGUGCUCGUGCCGUUCUCCGCGGACGACGACCUCGUCGCCGACGCCAAGGCGGCUGCCGCGGCCGAGGAGGCCACCACGUUCCGGGCCAUCUCCGGGGCCGCGCUCAGCGCCAACGUCUCCACGCCGCUCUCCACCUCCGUUCUCCUCCUGCUGCCGGACGACUCCACGGCCUCGUCGGCCGCCGCAGCAUCCUCCGGGUUUGAGAGCUCCGAGUCGUUCGCCGCCGUGCCGCUGCAGCCCGUCCCGAGGUUCCCGUCGGGGCCCAUCUGCGCGCCCGCCGGGGGCGGGUUCCUCUCCGGGCCCAUAGAGAGGGGGUUCCUCUCGGGACCCCUCGACGCCGCGCUCAUGUCCGGCCCGCUCCCUGGCGCCGCCACAUCCGGCCGCAUGGGAGGCGCCGUGCCCGCGCUCCGCCGGAGUCUCUCGCACGGCGGCCGCCGCCUGCGGAAUUUUACCCGCGCGCUUCUCGCGCGGGCGGAAAAGCUUCAUGAUUCCCUGGAUCUCGGCUCGCCCGACGCCGCGGCCGCCGUGGCCGCCUGUGGUGGCGGCUCCGCCGGGCUGCAGUGGGCGCAGGGGAAGGCCGGCGAGGACCGCGUCCACAUCGUGGUGUCCGAGGAGCGGGGCUGGGUGUUCGUCGGCAUCUACGACGGCUUCAAUGGUCCUGACGCCACGGACUUCCUCGUCACCCAUCUCUACGCCGCUGUGCAUCGCGAGCUCCGCGGCCUGCUCUGGGAUCAGUGCGAGCGGGAGGAGCAGCACGACACACAUCCCGACCAGCCGACCAGCACCACGGCCUCAGAUCAUCCGGACCAGCCCCCCAACCGCCGCCGCGCCCGCCGAUCAAGACCCCCGCGCGGCGCCGAUGAUGACCAACGGCGGUGGAAGUGCGAGUGGGAGCGCGACUGCUCCAGCCUGAAGCCGCCAACUCAGCGCCCUGCUAGGAGCAGCAGCGAGAACGACCACCUCGCCGUGCUUAAGGCGCUUGCACGCGCGCUUCGCAAGACCGAGGAAGCCUACCUUGACGUCGCCGAUAAGAUGGUCGGAGAGUUCCCAGAGCUUGCGCUUAUGGGCUCUUGUGUUCUAGCCAUGCUUAUGAAAGGGGAGGACAUGUACCUCAUGAAUGUAGGUGACAGCCGGGCUGUCCUGGGAACAAUGGACAGUGUUGAUCUCGAGCAGAUCAGUGAGGGUUCAUUCGAUGGAUUGGUUGGGGAUGGCACUCCGCUCUUGUCAGCUGUGCAGCUUACAUCAGAACAUAGCACGUCAGUGCGAGAGGAAGUUUGCAGAAUACGGAACGAGCAUCCUGAUGACCCGUCCGCAAUCUCCAAGGACCGUGUGAAGGGCUCGCUUAAGGUGACGAGAGCGUUUGGAGCUGGUUACUUGAAACAGCCCAAGUGGAAUGAUGCGCUGCUGGAGAUGUUCAGAAUAGAUUACGUCGGGUCAUCCCCGUACAUCACGUGCAAUCCUUCACUCUUUCACCAUAGACUCAGCACAAGGGACAGAUUCUUGAUACUAUCUUCAGAUGGGCUUUACCAAUAUUUCACCAACGAGGAGGCGGUUGCUCAGGUUGAAAUGUUCAUCGCAACAACCCCUGAAGGCGACCCUGCCCAGCAUCUGGUGGAGGAAGUUCUUUUCAGAGCUGCAAACAAAGCAGGAAUGGACUUUCAUGAAUUGAUCGAGAUACCACAUGGCGACCGUCGGCGAUACCAUGACGACGUAUCUGUCAUUGUAAUAUCUUUGGAGGGCAGGAUCUGGAGAUCAUGUGUGUAAAUAGGUCAGCCAUACUAGUACUAGAUUAGAGAAAGAAACGUAUAUAGAGAGAGAGAGAGAGGUUCUUGAAGGCGAGACCUCCCAGCUGCUACUGUACAAUAUCAUUGAAGCACUGGGUGGGCUUGGGAUCUCGGCGCAUCCAAGUUGAAUCACGAUGAGGUCGUGGAUUAUGCCGAUGCAGUGCCGUAUAAGAUGUUCAUGUAAAAGAGGAUUUGUUCAAUUAUUAAUAACUAAAAUAGUGACCAAUUGGUCAACUUUCUUUGAA
Sorghum bicolor (sorghum) is the source of this 2362-nucleotide messenger RNA. RefSeq names its product protein phosphatase 2C 35. The transcript is spliced from 4 exons. Gene Ontology annotation, molecular function: protein serine/threonine phosphatase activity. Bases 193 to 2097 code for a protein of 634 amino acids. The record is from RefSeq and is a predicted model, not a curated record. Gene Ontology annotation, biological process: protein dephosphorylation. NCBI's taxonomy places the organism in Eukaryota, Viridiplantae, Streptophyta, Magnoliopsida, Poales, Poaceae.